AGCGUUUACUAUGGAAAGCGACAAUAUAGAGAAUGCCUCAGAAAAUGUGCGGUUCAACAAGCUGAUCCUUCACAUCGCACGGCAUAUAAACGACGAAGAGGUGAAGGAAAUCAAGAUUUUGCUCCAAGGUUGUGGACACAUGAUAUCGAAAGAAUUACAAAGGAUUUCAGAUCCGAAAGACUUUUGUCUACAUUUGAUGAAUGUUGGUUAUUUCACACGGAAUAACAUCGUGGCUAUACAGGCUCUAUUGUGGAACCUUAGAAACAUCUUGCUAUAUAAUGAGGUGUCAAAGAUGGCCAGCAAUAUCAAAGAUAUCCUCUACUUUUGUGAACCCAAUCCAAUACCAGCUACUGAUCACGACUGUGUUACCAUACAUUACAAGCAAAAACCUUCCGAGGAAGAGGUUCAGAGUUUACAACAAAAGUUUGCUAGUGUGUUCGGAAUACCAUGGAACUUUGUCUUAAUUGUUGGAUCAAAGCCUACACGUAGCUGGUACAUCACCCUGAUGUUUCCUGCAGUGUGCACGGAAAAGUUUUUGAAAUCUGAUUUAAAGGCAGAAUUGUUUCGUGAGCAAGUGAUAGAUACCAUAGACCUGCACGGAGAGACCAUUGAUUUAAGCGGUGAGAAAAAGGCGGUAAAGCAGGAGGAAAAGACUAUGGAAUCAAGUUAUGAUCAAGAGACAGACUCCAUGGAGACGCAUGAAAAACUCAUUGCCUCUGUUAAGAAAUGCAACGAUAAAUUGAACAAGCUUAUCGAUUACAUCGCAGAGCAUAUCAAAGACGAAGAGGUGAAGAAGAUGAAAGUAUUGCUCCAAGGGUGCGAACAGAUGGCAUCAAAUGAUUCAGAAAGGAUUUCAAAUCCUAAAGACUUGUGUCUACAUCUAAAGAAAACUGGUUAUUUUACACCGAAUAACGUCAUAUCUGUACAGGCGCUACUGUGGAAUGUUGGAAACAUCGCGUUGUAUGAUGAAGUGUCAAAGAUAGCCGAAGAGACCAAAGACAUCCUUUACCUUUGUGAACCUAAUCCAAUACCUGUUGAUGGUCACGACCAUGUUACGAUACAUUUCAAGCAAAAACCUUCGAAGGAAGAGGUUGAGAGUUUACGACAAAGGUUUGCUAUAUGGUUCCGAGUAGCAUGGCACUUCGUCCCGAUUGUUGGAUCAGUGCCUACAAGCGGCUGGAACAUCACCUUUAUGAUUCCUGAAAUGUGCACGAAAAAGUUAUUGAAAUCUGCUGAUUUAAGUAGAAAAUGGUUUCGUAAGCAAGGGAUAGAAUCCAUGGAACUGCACGGACAUACCAUUGAUUUAACUGGUGAGCAAAAUCCAUUAAAACUGCACGAAAUGGAUAUUGAUUUAAGUUGUAAGCAAGAAAAGACCGAAGAAAAGGAGCUGAUCAAAAACAUUACUGGACUGAAACGUGACUUCCCUAUUAAGCCGACUGAAGAAAAGGCACCAGAAGAACAACACUUUAUGGAAGCAGGACCCAGUGAAGAAUUUCAACGUGUAAAAAGAUUGAAAAGUGACUUCUCUAUCAAACCGACUGAAGGAAAGACAUCCAAAGAACAAGUUUUUACAGAAGCAGGACACAGGGAAGGAUUUCAACUUGUUAAGAAGCCGACGCUGAGAUUCACAGAGACAGACGACAGUGAGCUGAGAAUCAGUGACAGCGGCUGUGUGGUAAAGGGUGAGAGCUUGUCCAGUGUGUUGGUGUCGAGGAGAGCUGUGACAGACGGGCGUUACCAGACGGGCAGGAGUGACACAGGAGAGCUGUGA
Messenger RNA from Liolophura sinensis, 1771 nucleotides. RefSeq lists its product as uncharacterized. The transcript has 10 exons. NCBI's taxonomy places the organism in Eukaryota, Metazoa, Mollusca, Polyplacophora, Chitonida, Chitonidae. Bases 11 to 1771 code for a protein of 586 amino acids. Gene Ontology annotation, biological process: regulation of apoptotic process. The record is from RefSeq and is a predicted model, not a curated record. Gene Ontology annotation, molecular function: protein binding.